ACACAGACGCUGAUUUGAUCAUGCUGAAAACAUUCCAGGCCUAUGAAGCAAGUCUGUUUGUAUUUUAGGUCUGCCCAGGACUAAUGAAUUAAAAAGCUUCAACUCUCAACAAACUGCGGCUCUAAUAAUGCCUCUGAUGGAAAGAUUUUUUGCCCCAUGAAGCAUGACUACGCUGUAAUCCCUCAUUGUUGGAAAAGAAAGGAAGGGACAGUGGAACUGUGAAGGGAAACGGAAAAGAGUGGUCCUGAGGGACUGAAAAGCCUAUGGGAAGUGCAGGUAGCAGCAUGUUGCCCUGACAGCUGUUUCAGCUUCUCAGACCUUGUCAGUUUGCUGCUCUGUAGCAGGUGCAGCCUUUUCUUUUUAUUGAAUCUUAACUCUGUAAAGGCAACGACAAGCCAAGGCAGUGGCUGGCCCUGGAUUAUACAAGUGUAGACACUACUAAGUGAGCUGGAAGAUAUAAGUAAACGCAUAGGCUCAAGUGCCCACAUGAUCACUACAGCAAGGGUUCCUGCUGAUAAACCAAUACGAAUUGCCUUCAGUCUAAAUGACUCACCAGAUGAUACCCCAUCUGAGAAUCCCUUCCCUUUGGCUUUUCCAGAUCUAGAACAGCAGCUCCAGCCCCUGCCUCCUUGUCAUGACUCGAAGGAAUCUAUGCAAGUGUUCAAACAACACUGCCAAAUAGCAGAAGAAUACUAUGAAGUCAAAAAGGAAAUUGCUCUUCUUGAAGAAAGAAAAAGGGAGCUGAUUGCUAGGUUGGAUCAAGCUGAGGAAGAGAGCAUGGAUGCUGCUCAGCUAGCAAAGGAGUAUUCAGACCUUACAGAAGAGAACCGGACACUGAAUUGGUUUAAAGCCUAACAAACUGCUUCUGGAAUAGCUUGCCCAGUAGCGUUUCAGGUUGCAUGCAAACAUUGAAAGACAAGAUCAUCAACUUGCAGAUAUUCAGAAUGAACAUUGAUAAUAACUUCUGACGCACACAAUCUCAGGUAAACAUAUUUUUAAAUUUCAGCUAAGAGCAUUGUUUUGAACUUGUAAAAUGUAUCAAGGCAUGUUCACAAUUGUGUGAUAUAUGUUGGGCAGAAUGUUAGGCAUUCUGGAAAAAAAGCCCUGCAUUAAUUACAAUUGAUUUUGUAUCUUUCCUAAUCCAGUGUUUUCUAAUGCAAUAAACCCACUAUACUUUCUAGGGUCUUCACUUUUUGUAAAAUUUUGACAUUGUAGAAUUGAUGCUUACUGAUUAAUUUAGUACUGCUAAAGCUGAACUCUGGAAAUAACAUUAUUUAUAAGUUUAUAUAAUAUAUUAAAGCAGCACAUAUUAUUGAAUUGAAUAAAAUUAUUAAAAGCUCUGUUUCAAA
This is a messenger RNA of Heteronotia binoei (common prickly gecko), 1349 nucleotides long. It is a transcript of the gene MAP3K7CL, whose product is annotated as MAP3K7 C-terminal like. Lineage: Eukaryota; Metazoa; Chordata; Lepidosauria; Squamata; Gekkonidae. The record is from RefSeq and is a predicted model, not a curated record. Gene Ontology annotation, cellular component: nucleus; cytosol. The coding region runs from base 487 to 855 and encodes 122 amino acids. The transcript has 6 exons.